AUGGAUAAAAUCAGCAUUGAGCCGUUUAAUCGAUUGGUGAAGCUCGCAGCUAGGGCUUUUUACGACGAUGAUAUAACUACAAAAGGGGAGAAUCAGCCCAAGAUUGGAAGGAGUGACAAUCGAGGAAUUGCAGUGGUGGUUUUGGAUGCACUGACAAGGAGGCAAUGGGUAAGGGAAGAAGAUCUAGCAAAGGUCCUGAAAUUGCAUUCCAAGCAACUACGCCGUACUUUGAGGUUCCUUGAAGAAGAAAAAAUGAUUACACGAGAUCAUCGGAAAGAGACAGCAAAGGGUGUAAAGAUAUACAAUGCCGCCGUGGCAGCAACAGCUGAUGGUCGUCACUCGGGUAGAGAAGGAGAUGAUAAAAUUAAGUUGCAUACCCACUCCUAUUGCUGUUUGGAUUAUGCUCAGAUAUAUGAUGUUGUGAGGUACAGGCUUCAUCGCAUGAGAAAAAUGCUAAAGGAUGAACUAGACAACAAGAACACUGUUCAAGAAUAUUCAUGUCCAAAUUGCCGCAGGAGAUAUACAGCAUUGGAUGCAUGUCGGUUGGUUUCUAUGGAAGAUGACUAUUUCCAUUGCGAAAAUUGCAAUGGAGAACUUGUAGCAGAGAGUGAAAAACUAACUGCUCAAGAAGUGGGGGAUAGAGAUGAUAAUGCAAGGAGAGGACGGCGUGACAAGUUGGAGGCCAUGCUCAAGAAGAUGGAGGCACAACUGAAGCCAUUGACAGAUCAACUCAACAGAGUAAAAGAUUUGCCUGUUCCUGAGUUCGGAACCCUCUUAGCAUGGGAAGCUCAAGCAAAUACUGCAAGAGCAAAUAGGGAUCUUAAUGGAGAUGAUCCUUCUAAAUCUUCACCUUUUCUCGGUCCGACACCUAUGCCAAACCUGGAAGACACAAAGGUCGAAGUUAAUAUCGAUGAAGCUAUUAAAUCUGAGACAAGUACACCUAUGAAAGUGUUGCCCCCUUGGAUGAUAAGAGAAGGCAUGGUUCUUACUAAGGAACAACGUGGAGAGGUUAAGGAAGAGGCUAUGGCAGAUAGUACGAAAACAAGUGUAAAAUUAUCUGAUGACAAGAAGUCUACAACUGAAAACAAUGAUGUAAAAAGCUAUCAGGAUGAGUAUCUCAAAGCUUAUUAUGAAGCCAUGCUUAAAAGGCAACGUGAACAAGAAGCUGCGAACCGAGAUGCGGAAUUUCCAGUUUCUGAUGUUUCUAAUGGUGCUUCUAGUACAACUGAAAGACAAGUGGGAAUGAAAUCUAAACGUGACGAGGAAGAUGACGGAGAUGAUGUUGAAUGGGAGGAGGCUGCUCCUGCUGGCACUGCGAACGGACAGUUCAAGGUUAAUGAUUUGAAUGUGGAAGCGGAUGCUUUGGUGGAUGAUGAUAACAAUGAUGACGACGACGACGGUUUAGAUUGGGAGGAAGGCUGA
This is a messenger RNA of Oldenlandia corymbosa var. corymbosa, 1422 nucleotides long. Lineage: Eukaryota; Viridiplantae; Streptophyta; Magnoliopsida; Gentianales; Rubiaceae. The record is from the annotation of a GenBank genome assembly.